Molecule: messenger RNA, 1182 nt
Organism: Capronia coronata CBS 617.96
Lineage: Eukaryota; Fungi; Ascomycota; Eurotiomycetes; Chaetothyriales; Herpotrichiellaceae
Product: 26S protease subunit rpt4
Exons: 3
Coding region: 1-1182 (393 amino acids)
Biological process (GO): positive regulation of RNA polymerase II transcription preinitiation complex assembly
Cellular component (GO): proteasome regulatory particle, base subcomplex; cytosolic proteasome complex
Molecular function (GO): ATP hydrolysis activity; ATP binding; proteasome-activating activity
Source: RefSeq, a predicted model, not a curated record
AUGGAUGGAGGCGGAGAUCCCGAGAGGCAGCAGGCCCUUGAGCAGUACAAGAACAAAUUGUUGGAGUCACGAGAAUGGGAGGCUAAACUGAAGGCACUGCGGAUGGACAUCAAGGGUCUCCAGAGAGAAUUCGAAACAACCGAAGAGAACAUCAAAGCAUUACAGAGUGUCGGGCAGAUCAUUGGCGAAGUGCUAAAACAGCUGGACGAAGAAAGAUUCAUCGUCAAGGCUUCCUCUGGUCCCAGAUAUGUGGUUGGCUGCCGGUCUAAAGUCGACAAGGCCAAAUUGAAACAAGGCACACGAGUGGCGCUGGACAUGACAACCCUCACAAUCAUGCGAAUGCUUCCGAGAGAGGUCGAUCCUCUCGUCUAUAAUAUGUCGUUGGAAGAUCCGGGACAAGUGUCCUUUGCCGGAAUUGGUGGUCUCAAUGAACAAAUCCGGGAGCUGAGAGAGGUUAUUGAACUCCCUCUGAAGAACCCAGAGCUGUUCGUACGUGUCGGCAUCAAGCCCCCCAAAGGUGUCUUAUUAUAUGGGCCCCCGGGAACUGGCAAAACGUUAUUGGCCAGGGCUGUUGCGAGCAGUCUCGACACCAAUUUCCUCAAAGUUGUUUCCUCCGCAAUCGUCGACAAAUACAUCGGUGAAUCCGCCAGGUUGAUUCGGGAAAUGUUUGGGUAUGCGAAGGAACACGAGCCUUGUAUCAUCUUCAUGGAUGAAAUUGACGCCAUUGGAGGGCGACGAUUCAGUGAAGGCACAUCGGCCGACCGAGAGAUUCAAAGAACUCUCAUGGAGCUCUUGAAUCAAUUAGAUGGCUUCGACUACCUGGGAAAGACCAAAAUCAUCAUGGCAACCAACAGACCAGACACACUAGACCCGGCACUGUUGCGGGCCGGUCGGUUGGACCGAAAAAUCGAAAUCCCACUCCCGAAUGAAGUGGGCAGAUUGGAGAUCUUGAAGAUUCACGCAGCAGGUGUGGUGACGGAAGGCAAUAUCGAUUUCGAGAGCGUGGUGAAGAUGAGUGAUGGUCUCAAUGGCGCCGAUUUGCGAAAUGUGGUUACCGAAGCUGGCCUGUUCGCCAUCAAAGAUUACCGGGAUGCGGUCAAUCAGGAUGACUUCAACAAGGCGGUGCGAAAGGUGGCGGAGUCGAAGAAGUUGGAGGGCAAGCUGGAAUAUCAAAAACUGUAA